AUGGAAGUUACAUCUAUCCUUGUAUUUUCAGUGUCUGGUCUCCAGAGAUGGCAAAAUAGGGGAGCAAAGAAAGACCAGCUGCAGCAAGCUCCUUAUCUCCUGACCUUCCUUGUUCUUCAUUUGCAGAUCACAUACAAGGCCGUUGGGUCUCUGGAUCCCAGUGCUGACCUGUCCAGCCAAAGAGGGAAAGUCUUCAAGCUAAGGAAUGAAACACAUCACCUCUUUGUGGGAUUAUACCCAGGGACUACAUAUUCAUUCACCAUCAAAGCCAGCACAGUCAAGGGCUUUGGGCCACCCAUCACAACACGGAUUGCAACUAAGAUUUCAGCACCAUCGAUGCCAGAAUACGACACAGACUCGCCCCUGAAUGAGACUGACACGACCAUCACCGUCAUGCUGAAGCCUGCUCAGUCCCGGGGAGCUCCUGUCAGUGUCUAUCAACUGGUUGUCAAGGAGGAGAAGCUGCAGAAAGCACGUAGAGCUGCAGACAUCAUCGAGUGCUUCUCUGUCCCAGUGAGCUACAGGAACGCUUCCAGUCUGGACUCACCACAUUACUUUGCAGCUGAGCUGAAACCCAUCAACCUGCCCGUCACUCAGCCCUUCACAGUGGGUGACAACAAAACCUACAAUGGCUACUGGAAUGCUCCACUUUCUCCCCUGAAAAGCUACAGCAUAUACUUCCAGGCUCUGAGCAAGGCAAAUGGAGAAACAAAAAUCAACUGUGUCCGGCUGGCAACCAAAGGAGCUUCCACCCAGAAUUCCAAUGCAGUGGAACCAGAAAAACAAGUUGACAGCACAGUGAAAAUGGCUGGAGUUAUAGCUGGUCUGCUGAUGUUUGUUAUUAUCCUCUUGGGAGCAAUGCUUACCAUCAAGAGAAGAAGAAAUGCAUAUUCCUACUCCUAUUACUUGAAGCUAGCCAAGAAGCAGAAGGAGACUCAGACCAGCACACAGAGGGAGAUGGGUCCCAUGGCUACUUCCGACAAGACCUCUACCAAACUCAGUGCUGUUCACAAUGAAGAAGCUUUUUCUUCCAGCUGCCAAGAUGUUAAUGGAUUCACAUCACCCUCUCCUUGUUCAUUUUCUGUCCAAAGCAAAACCCUUCAGAGCAAAUCUUUGUUGAAUUCCUACUACUCAGUAACAUCAGACACUGUUCCAUCGACCACGCUGUUAGACAGUAGCCAUGGAGAGAUGACCCAGCCAACCCUGACUAUCCAGACCCACCCGUUCCGGAGCUGCGAGCCGGUGGAAAUGUCCUACCCCCGGGGGCAGUUCCAGCCAGCCAUCCGAGUGGCCGACCUGCUGCAGCACAUCACCCAGAUGAAGCGAGGACAGGGCUAUGGAUUUAAAGAGGAGUAUGAGGCAUUACCCGAGGGGCAGACAGCAUCCUGGGAUACAGCCAAGGAAGACGAAAACCGCAAUAAGAACAGAUACGGAAACAUAAUCUCCUAUGAUCAUUCAAGAGUGAGAUUGCAGCUGCUGGAUGGGGACCCUCACUCUGACUACAUAAACGCCAAUUACAUAGACGGGUACCACCGGCCUCGCCAUUACAUUGCAACUCAAGGGCCUAUGCAAGAGACAGUGAAGGAUUUCUGGAGAAUGAUUUGGCAAGAAAACUCCGCAAGUGUGGUCAUGGUCACCAACUUGGUGGAAGUGGGCAGGGUAAAGUGUGUUCGGUACUGGCCAGAUGACACAGAGGUCUAUGGAGAUAUUAAAGUCACAUUAAUUGAGACAGAACCGUUGGCAGAGUAUGUCAUACGCACAUUUACUGUGCAGAAGAAAGGCUACCAUGAGAUCCGAGAGAUUCGGCAGUUCCACUUCACCAGCUGGCCGGACCACGGCGUUCCUUGCUAUGCUACCGGCCUCCUGGGCUUCGUUCGCCAAGUGAAGUUCCUUAAUCCCCCAGAAGCAGGACCCAUUGUCGUGCACUGCAGUGCAGGGGCUGGGAGAACAGGGUGCUUCAUUGCCAUCGACAUCAUGCUUGACAUGGCAGAGAACGAAGGCGUGGUGGAUAUAUUUAACUGUGUGCGAGAGCUGCGAUCCCAAAGAGUCAAUUUGGUGCAGACAGAGGAGCAGUAUGUGUUUGUCCAUGAUGCCAUUUUGGAGGCAUGUCUCUGUGGCAACACGGCCAUCCCAGUUUGUGAGUUCAGAUCCAUAUAUUACAACAUCAGCCGACUAGAUCCACAGACCAAUUCCAGCCAGAUAAAAGAUGAGUUUCAGACUCUCAAUAUCGUGACACCACGUGUGCGGCCAGAGGAUUGCAGCAUCGGCCUCCUGCCCAGGAACCACGACAAGAACCGCUGCAUGGACGUGCUGCCCUUGGACCGGUGCCUGCCUUUCCUCAUCUCCGUGGAUGGUGAAUCCAGUAACUACAUCAAUGCUGCACUCAUGGAUAGCCACAAGCAACCUGCUGCCUUUAUUGUCACCCAACACCCUUUGCCCAACACCGUAGCAGACUUCUGGAGGCUGGUGUUUGAUUACAACUGCUCCUCUGUGGUGAUGCUGAACGAGAUGGAUGCAGCACAGCUCUGCAUGCAGUACUGGCCAGAGAAGACGUCCUGUUGUUAUGGCCCAAUUCAAGUAGAGUUUGUUUCAGCAGACAUUGAUGAAGAUAUCAUCAACCGGAUAUUCCGGAUCUGCAACAUGGCCAGGCCACAGGAUGGGUACCGCAUCGUUCAGCACCUGCAGUACAUUGGCUGGCCAGCAUACAGGGACACCCCUCCUUCCAAACGCUCCCUCCUCAAGGUGGUCAGAAGGUUGGAGAAGUGGCAAGAACAAUACGAUGGGAGAGAUGGACGGACUGUUGUCCACUGCCUGAACGGUGGGGGACGCAGCGGCACCUUCUGUGCCAUCUGCAGCGUGUGUGAAAUGAUUCAACAGCAGAAUAUCAUUGAUGUGUUCCACAUAGUGAAAACACUACGGAAUAACAAAUCGAACAUGGUGGAGUCACUGGAACAGUAUAGAUUCGUAUACGAGGUUGCACUGGAAUACUUGAGUUCCUUUUAGCGCAGUGGAGGCAGGGGGGCCUCUGGAAUGCCAGACCCCAAUCUCUGGCCAACGCUUCUCCCCUCUCCCACACUGGAAGGCAGUGACAAGCGUGGGAAGGAAAACCUCUCCUUCCCAGAGCGAGAGACUGAGACUGCACAGAUCUGUCUGGACGGAGGAGCCAAUGCUGUGUCUGCAGCUGCCUGCUUUCUAUCGAACAUCUACUGCUUCGUAAAUAACCUCCUGUCAAAAUUAGCAACACGGGAGACAAGCUCAAGACUGGACUUUCCAAUCCCCUCUGACUUCUUCUCUCCUCUUUGGGAUUGUAUUUUUGCUCUCCUUGCUGCAGAGUGGGGAAGGAAUGAAACCCUGAGGAAAUUCUCUUUUCAAUGUCUCCUUUUUAAUUUAUAAUUUUGUUCUGAAAUCCCAGUCUCUAAGUUUUUUAAUUCCAUGCAGCAGUCAUUUGGGACAAAUGAGAUAGCCAUAGGGGACAUCGGAAAUGUUUCAUUACCAUUUGUCUGCCUUCCUUGUUUCCUUUUAUUUGUUUUUCCAAAUGAAAAG
Molecule: messenger RNA, 3543 nt
Organism: Nestor notabilis (Kea)
Lineage: Eukaryota; Metazoa; Chordata; Aves; Psittaciformes; Psittacidae
Product: receptor-type tyrosine-protein phosphatase T-like
Exons: 24
Coding region: 1-3003 (1000 amino acids)
Biological process (GO): protein dephosphorylation
Molecular function (GO): protein binding; protein tyrosine phosphatase activity
Source: RefSeq, a predicted model, not a curated record